Molecule: messenger RNA, 2337 nt
Organism: Ogataea philodendri
Lineage: Eukaryota; Fungi; Ascomycota; Pichiomycetes; Pichiales; Pichiaceae
Exons: 1
Coding region: 1-2337 (778 amino acids)
Source: RefSeq, a predicted model, not a curated record
AUGCCGUCGCAUGGAGGAACCGACCAAUCGGCAAGCUCCGACCAAGAAUCUCCGCCCACUGUUGACGAAUUAGACCAGCAAUUUGAUUCGUUUCGAGUUCGCAUCCCGUUGGUAGGCAAUAGGCGAACCCGUUCCGCCAUGAUUGAGUCUGUCAAUGAGCCCAUAGACGCCGAAUACGACCAAGACACAGGCCACGACCAUAUUCGCUGGUCUAAUGACGAUAACCUGAAUAUCAUCCCGCGAUGCCUAACGUCUGAUCCAUUUGACGUGGUUUCCACCACUUUCUUCAAAUCGCAUCCUGAGCAUUGUAUCAACGACAAGAUAGUUGAUUUCAUUCGGGAUUUUGGUCUGAUGGGACUGAUGAACAAGAACAUGGUCGAUAAGAAGGACUCGUCGCUGGGAUCCAAGCAUUUGCCUACAAAACGUACAUAUUCACAGAUGGAUGGCUCCAAAACGCCAGCUGGGGUGCAGAAAUCGAGUUUUGUGCAGCCGGGAAUGACGUACAUUCUUAACAACAACGAUCAGAUCUCCACAGAGCUCAAGUUCACCGAAUUAUUCAAGGAUAACCUCAAGGUGAAGGGAACGAUCCAGACGGGCCAGGCCAGUUUGGAUUUUGUGGGGCGGGUGGUUGAUUUUGUCGAUAACGACCUGCGCAGCACCAACAGCACAAAAAUGGGCAUUGAAGGGUCCGUGUUCAGCAACUUGCUCAGAAACACUCUGUGUUUCGACAAGGAUUUCCGCAAAUACAUUGGACGACACAAACGAAUGAAUAACGACGACCCGAACUGGAAACCGUUUUAUCUGGACAAAUUUGGGUAUUUGAAGAGUAACGGCUCGAAGACAACCUCGUUGACGAAAUCCAAAGAGACAAAGUUCCCCAAUACGUCUAUUUUCAGCAAAGUGGUCAACAUGUGCGGAAAUAAGGGGUGUACCUACAAGUGUUUGGCGAAAUGGUUUGAUCUCCCCCCGUUUAACGAGUUUGUCCGCACGCCUGCGCCACCAACUCCGCCGGGAGGAAGACGCAAGCACACGAGCAACCCGGAGAACCUGCUGGUUUGUCCAGAGUGUCAGGACCUGAUUCUGGAGAAUUUUAUUCUGCUGAAAUUGGAGGUGGACAUCGAGGACCUGCUAAAGGAGUCGAGUUCAGGCGAGUCCGAUUUGAAAAUCAGAAACGACAUGCGGUACAAGCGGCGCAGAAGACUCAAGCCGUUGACCUCGUACACGGCGCCGAGCGGGUCGCCUGCUCCGCCGGCAAUCUCUCCGCCCAUGGGCCAGGCCACGCGCCCGCAGUACUACAGCCACGACCGCACGCGGGGCUUCAUAUUUGGCACCGGACACCAGCAUUUCAUGGAGAACCUUCGCCAGCGCGACGAGAACCGGUCAAGACGGAUCCGGUUGCUCGACUAUUUGGUUUCAAGACAACAAUGGCGACACGACGACAUGCCAUCGCAAUUUCACACGAGACAACGAUCCAACGACGAGGGGUACUCGACCGACUCGGAUUUCAGCGACGACGAGAUGGAGCGCAAUUUCAUCAUUGAGAAUCUGGGCGACGAGGAGGAGGCAUUUGACGAGGAAGACGCCGAGGAAGAGGAGAACGAGGAAGACAUCAAUAUAGACGAACUUUACGACGUUGGGCUUUCGAGCGGGAGGUCCAGACGCAUCGAGAACCUGCUAUUUGAGCGCAACCUGACCAGAGAGCAGCAGCACCAUCGGCGGGGACACGUUUUGGCCAGAAAGCUGUACAAGAACAACGGCAACAAGCUCAAACUGCAGAUCUACGUGUCCAUCAACAGACUGACGGGCGAGCUGUACAUGAUACCCGGGAAUCUGGACAGAAACAACUGGAGUUCGGAGGAGAACGACGGCGAGCUAUUUGAGGACUACCAAACGUUUCUCAAGAUCUACAAGCUGUUCAACGGACUGGACGUCGGUAAAGACGAUCAUUCGAAGCAAUACAAGGAGUUCAAGGAGUACGUGGAGAAGAAUAAACCGGCAGAAUGCAAACGGAUCCAGAAACUGAUCUUGUUGAACCUGAUCACCAACCCAAACCUGUACAUGCUUGAGCCGGAUCCAAAACCUGUUCCGUACGACGUUUCAACUCCGUUACCUGUUGUUCUCUCUUCGAGCAUUCUCCCGUCGAUGACGUUCCCCGUUGGAAAGCGCAAGAACCGCAAACACGAGGAGGAGGAAGCAGAGGCCAAAGACGCCCUGAUCCACUACUUCAAUGAAAACGUGCACUUCAACUACGAGAACAGCAAGGUGCUCAAGUUCAGUCCGAACUACUCGAACAGACUCAACCUGUUUGGGUCGUUUUAUUCGUUCAGCUAUUCCUGA